AUCCAGGGCUCGCGCUGCCUCUUUCUCCCGCUCGCUGGGCUCCGGCUCCCACUUCUCCCCGCCGCUGCGCUCCUGGGACCCGAGCCAUCUCCGUGCUUAGCCUCGGCGGCCCACGGUGCUCCGAGAGCCUCGCAAAAGCAGCCCCGGGGCAGAGAGUGGGACGCCCCGGUUCCUUCCCCGACUCGGGUCAGCCUCUGCCCGGCUCGCAGCACCUCUGGCUCCCUCACUGUCGGCUUGGGAGGACAGGGUGAGAAGGUGAAGUGGAAAGGACCGACAGGGCACGGGGCCAGGCGCACAGCUCGCGUUGCCUUUUCAUUGAGCAAAGCCCAAGAUCCUUUUUUUAAAAGCUCUGCACGCCCCCCACCCCUUCUUCCAUUUUCUUUGCGCUUUUUAAAGGAAACUUAUUUUGGGGUGCUUUACGCUGGGGUAGCUGCUUUGCCCAGUAGUUGCGAAGUGCACUCGACUCGUGAUGGUGUUCCUGUCACUUUGGUUGAUAGCAGCCUCUCUGGUAGAGGUUAGGACAUCAGCUGAUGGACAAGCUGGUGCUGAAGAAAUGGUACAAAUAGAUUUACCAACCAAGAGAUACAGAGAGUAUGAGCUGGUGACGCCAGUUAGCACAAAUCUAAAAGGACACUAUCUUUCCCAUAUUCUUUCUGCAAAUCACAAAAAGAGGUCACCUAGGGACGUGUCCUCCAACUCAGAGCAAUUGUUCUUCAACGUCACGGCCUUUGGGAGAGAUUUUCAUCUUCGACUAAGGCCAAACACUCACUUCAUAGCUCCUGGGGCUGUGGUGGAAUGGCAUGAGACAGCUCCAAGGCCUGGGAACACCACUGACCCAAGAAACAGCCGUCCACACAGAAGUGCUUCAGAAGGAGGCUGGAGAUCAGAGCCUUUGCAGACUAGCUGUGCGUAUGUUGGUGACAUCAUGGAUGUUCCAGGAACUUCUGUUGCCAUUAGCAACUGUGAUGGUCUGGCUGGAAUGAUAAAGAGUGAUAAUGAAGAGUACUUCAUUGAACCCUUGGAGAGAGGGAAGCAGAUGGAUGAAGAAAAUGGAAGGAUUCACAUUGUCUACAAGAGAUCGGCAAUGGAGCGGGCUCCCAGAGAUGUGUCUGAAGACGUCUACUACAAGGGUAGGCAUCUUAACUAACCAUAGUUUUAUAGAAGACCUUUUAACGUAAAUCAUGAAGCAUAUUCA
Molecule: messenger RNA, 1195 nt
Organism: Rattus rattus (black rat)
Lineage: Eukaryota; Metazoa; Chordata; Mammalia; Rodentia; Muridae
Product: A disintegrin and metalloproteinase with thrombospondin motifs 3-like
Exons: 4
Coding region: 470-1147 (225 amino acids)
Source: RefSeq, a predicted model, not a curated record